GUUUACGGCGGCGCACUUGGAGGUUAUGUUGUGAAUGGUAAAUGUGCUUUGACUACUCCGAAAAUUGAAAGAAAUAAACAGAAUGGCAAUAAUGUUUGGGAAUUUGUUGAGAAAUAUUGAGAAGUGCUGUAGUCAAGUCUGUAAAUUCAGCAGUGCUGUUGACAGCCUCACGACAAAUGCUGUCAAACCUAUUCUAGGGACACGAAAGUACUUGGAUGAGGAUUAUCUGUACAUGAAGAAACGACAAGUAUGGAUUGAGAAUUUGGACGAAGUGGUUGAGAGAAAAUUGGGCCUUUCUGAAUUGCAUCCUGCAAUUUUCGCAGAUAAACCGAGAGUUGAUAUUCUGCAUCAAAAUAUAAGAUGGCAGAGGAUGUAUAAAUAUAUUAAUUUUGCACAUGGUAGAUCAAGGGCCGAAAUGCCCGGCGGUGGACGUAAACCCUGGCCUCAAAAAGGUACCGGAAGAGCUAGGCAAGGAAGUAUCAGAGCUCCCCAAUGGAUCAAAGGAGGGCAGGCCCAUGGCCCAAGAUCACCAACCACCCACUUUUACAUGCUACCAUUUUACAGCAGAAUAGCUGGGCUGACGACUGCCUUCUCUGUAAAACUUGCUCAGGACGAUCUUCAUAUAGUCAAUGAUCUCGAAAUUCCCACCAAAUCACCAGAGUUCAUUGAAUCACUCAUUGAGGAAAGGAAUUGGGGGCCAGCCGUACUCUUUGUUGAUACCGAAGAUUUAAUGCCGGAGAAUAUUACUUUAGCUACCGAGACGUUGAAACAUGUUAAUUUGAUGCCAGUCUAUGGUUUAAACGUUUACAGUAUGUUGAAACAUGAUACUCUGGUCUUAACGGAGCGGGCAGCUCGUCGAAUAGAGGAUAAAUUACUGCACCACCUGCACAGAUCUGACAACCGUGCUUUCACAAAGAAGUUCAAAUCUGAUCAAGCAUAAAACUGAUCAAUAAAAGUAAACAUAUGUAUUAUCUAAUAAUUAUUAAAUCAUAAAAUCUUCACUG
Messenger RNA from Diachasmimorpha longicaudata, 1004 nucleotides. RefSeq names its product large ribosomal subunit protein uL4m (gene mRpL4). Gene Ontology annotation, cellular component: ribosome. Gene Ontology annotation, molecular function: structural constituent of ribosome. NCBI's taxonomy places the organism in Eukaryota, Metazoa, Arthropoda, Insecta, Hymenoptera, Braconidae. The record is from RefSeq and is a predicted model, not a curated record. The transcript is spliced from 3 exons. The coding region runs from base 83 to 940 and encodes 285 amino acids. Gene Ontology annotation, biological process: translation.